Trichobilharzia szidati is the source of this 4464-nucleotide messenger RNA. Lineage: Eukaryota; Metazoa; Platyhelminthes; Trematoda; Strigeidida; Schistosomatidae. The record is from the annotation of a GenBank genome assembly.
GUUUUUGGUUUUUUAUUCAUUUUCUUACCAUACGACAAGUUUUUAUGUUAUUUAGUCCAGUUUUUGCUGCGCAUAAUUUUGCGCUGAUAUUUUUGAAACAUUGUCCUUUUUUAUGUACGCUUUAUAUAAGACCCAGUAGUUGGAUGUUCUUUAAUUCAAACUAUGUUGCACUUUGAAUACUUUCCUUCUGGUAAUUUCUUGCAGUUCUACCCCAGUUGCUUAGUAAAACCUGGAUUUUAGUUUCUAAAACGAAUAAAUUCACCAAAUUGCCACAUUUUGUGUACGGUUUCCCAUUUGCAAAAGCCAUAACUAACUAUAACUUCGCCCCGAAUUCGGUUGUGAUCUGUUAGUAAAUGUAUGCAGGAAAACUGGUGUGUUAAAAAGACAGGAAUUUUGGGGUUGAUUGAAGGAUUUAAUCAGAAGUAUUAGCGGAUUUCAGAACACGAAUGUACAUGGACAACAAGGUGUCAUUGCAUUUCUUCACUUAAAGCGUAUUUUGUACACGAAAUGUGUAAUUCCCUCAUAGUUUAUGCGAUGAAGUCAAAGCCUUUAUAUAGGAAAAUUCAUUCGUAGCUACAUUUCCGUCCAAUUUGACUAAUUCUACACAUUCAGUCGUUGACCAAAUAAAUUAUUUGUCUGAAUCCAUAAUAUCAACAUUCUUUUUACUUAAAAGUAGGCUCAGGAAUAUUUUAGACAGGUUCCGAGCAAUGUAUGGAUAGCUUACACAUUAUCCAAAACUCAAGACCCCAAACCUGUUUGCUGAAAAUGAGUAAGAGCCCAAGGCAUUAAUAACGAUCUCUAAGUGUUUAUGAAGUUUUGAGGUGGUUCCAAAAUAAAUGAUAGUUUAGUUCAGUUGGUCUACAUAGGACGAAAAUAAAGAAUCCAUAUUUGUUCUAUUGAAUAUUGGUGUGUCGUUAUACACUUGUUUGGAUAUCUUUUCUACUCAAUGAAUAUAUUAUGUUCCACUUUUGACCUCUCUCUUCAAAGCGUUUCUGCAAUCACGUAGUUUUAAGGCUUCAGCUUAAUGAAACAUAGUUCUGCAAUUUGAUAUCCACUUGACUGCUCCUAAUGUAAUUACAGAAUUUUGUUCUCUGGUAGAAUUAUCUUUCUUUGAGUUGCUACUCACCUAAUAUCGUAAAUGCAAAAACUAAACUAUAUUUUGUCUUCAGACGUAUUCUCCGGGUAGAUUUUUGUAAUAUGAAUAGCUGAUGUAUCAGAUCUUUGUUUUUGUUUUGUGAGACGUCCAAUUAAUUAUGGUAAUACCAGUCAAGUUGUAUAAAUGACUGCAAUCUUAUGGAAGUAUGGAAACGAGUCAGUUGUUUUCUCUUACGGGAGGCAACUUCAUCCAUGUGUUCCCUAGCUACUCUGUCGGUGGCACUAAAAAUCGUGAAUUGACAGAAGUUGGAAUUCACGAGCCACUGGAUCCUGUCAUAGUGGCUGAAUAAACAACAGGCUCGCCUCGUAACCUGGAGUUCCCGGGUUCAGUCUCUGUCGGGUCCAUGAGCGCCUACUGAUGAAGAGUCCCAAGCUAGGACGAGACAGCUGUCGAUUACUCCUUGGUUCUCAGUGGUCGUCCAACUAAUGUCAAUGCGUGAUCAAACUUGAAACUCUUCCUUUUCCCAUUCCCUUGGCACUAUAUGAAUAAUAUACAAAGCCACCAGCACUCCUGUAUAUCGAAGAAGCCGUAGGUGAUUUGGACAGAUAAAGAAGAUAUCCAAGGGUGGUUAUUAUUAGUAAUGCUAAUAUACUUUAACUGUAAAAUAUUUCCCUCUAUGUUGCCUAACUCACUGGUCGUUCAAGUUUCUGCGAAUUAUAAAUUCUAGUUUAACGGUUUCUAAGAAGGUAACUCACCCAGCGUGGCCUCUAAAAUCCACUUUCUGUAAUCAUUCAACUCUUACAUGGAGCUUGGGAACUAGAAAUCCAAAGAAAUGCAGGAUAAACUCAUCUUCCCUGAUGUAUUGAAGCAGAGACAUGUGUCGUCACCUGAAUCAUCUGUCGAUCUUCAGAUCUAAUGACAUUUCAAUGAACACAAUGUGUCCGGACAGCCAAUAUCUACCUAGACGAUAUAGUGAGGUGUCCUGUGAAAUGUUCACUCUCAUUGUCUUUAUUUUUAACCAAAUUUGUGUAUUAGUAUUACUUUCUGCUUUUCUAACUUCUCAUGAAUAUACUUUCCAGAAGACCUGAAUGUCCAAUCAGGUGCAAAUAGACAGUGUCUUGUUAUGUGAGGGUACUAACAAGAUGCUCAGCUAGAGUCAGAACUCACUCACCUGGGACAAUUUUUUCAAGUGCAGCACUAUGAGCCACACCUAUUGUGUUAGGGCUGAGGAUACGACCCAGUUGUCAAAACUGAAGUAGUUAGGGAGGGAUUAGACCUGGAACCUAUUAAUUGCAAAGUCUGAUGAACAAUGAAUGUCACUUUAUGAAUGUUGGAAAUACGUCUGUCUUGAUGAUAUUAGAUGGUUGGAAGCAAUCAUCAAAUCAAUGUACACCGUGAGGCGAGCCACCUAGAAUGGUGGCCACAUUGCAAACCUGACACAGAAUUCAGUCUGCACCAAAGAAAGGAGUAGACGCAUCACACUAGUUACUAGUGUCCAAUCAAAGUAUACUUUUCUCUCCAAGUGUAAACUACUAUUUCAUUACCAUUUUGCUACUAUUUAUUUUCUCAAUAUAGCCUAUUAAGUAGUUCUGCUCAUCUACGAUAUCACCUUGAUAUUCGUAUAAAUCCUUGUUGUUCGGUGCUCUAUAAAAGCUUUCUACGUAUACAAAAAUCUGGGUUCACUUUUCCUCAUAUUUGUUAAUUUUGGUGUAGGUGAAAUACCCGACUACUCCCUAAGGGUUUGCAGUAUGAUUGUAAAAAAUUGUUAUUAAAAUACAGUAUCUGUGAUUGCUUUGUGUAUUUGACCAUUACUAAUCUCCCGAGUUUGAUGUAACCACCAUAUAAGCAUUGUAGUGUGUUGUAACUGAGUGUUUAGUAUUUUUGUUGUUGAGCUUCCAGUCACAACACUGUAACCAACUGAUCACUUGGAACUAUUCCUCACCCCCCAUUAAGGUACACACUGAAGUCAGAUUUAUCUGGGACAACCGCGACAACAACAACUCUACUACUCACAAUAAAGUGUAUAUUUCGUUUACAUAUCUGCGGAAAUUCAAACUAUAAAUAAUCAAUAUCUAAUCUAUUGCAUCAAUCAUAAUUUACGGCUAACAAUGGUAGUUCGUCUGUCCUAAUAUAAUGGGUUAGAUAUAUAGCACCAAGUGAACUAGUCAUUGAGGUUGUAAGUCGCUAAGACAGCUGGGACGUGUUUUGUCCAUAUCUAUCUGUUGCCUACCCCAAAGUGUUGUUAGCUAGACUGAAAUAAUGUUGGAAUGUAGUUGGAAGAAGACAUUUUCUGUGAUGCUGUUGAAAUAAUUAUUCUUAUAAACCUUAUCAUUUCAACACUUCUUCAGUUAGCUUUCCAUGGUGCAUUUAUUGUAUUUCUUUUAUCUAUCUCUCUACCGUGACAGUUUUCUGAGUUUGUCAACUACUUACAGUUUGUAUGGAAUUAAUUUCGUGCCUGUUAAUGGGAUUACAUCAUGUUUUUCUACAGAAGUUCCUUAGUUCUUUGUAUUGCGUGUAUUAAAUAUAGGAGUACCUAUUUGUUUGUUUAUAUGUAUGAUGAUUAAGUAUAUUUUAGGAUGUUAUCUUAUAAUUUAUAAGUACAGUUCCUGUUUUUGAAUUUGUUAGAAAACUAUGUUUCUUCUUUUUCAAGACUCCAUCUAUCGACUCUAAUGUUCAAAGUCUUCCAUCGUUUGAUCAACCUAUGGACCGAACCAAUAGUCCAGGGGUUUCUAGUCUAUGGCAGGAGGUUGUCUCUCGUCUUGAGGCUUCAGUUGAAAAAGAUAUUUGUUCAGAUGACCCCUUACUGGUGCUAAAAUCUAUUCGGAUUCUUCGUCAGUUUGUUGUGGCUAGUGUAAUGAAUAAAUUGGUUGUUGGCAAUAGCUCUAUUCUUCGUCCACGCCUGCUUGAUUCACUUGGUCGUUUGAAACAAUGGUCUAUGACACACAUUAAUAUAUGCGUUGAUUUAUUUGGCCUAGUCAACAGUCUAGUUCGAGAUUGUUCUUCAUUAUCAGAAGAUAUUCUUAAUCACACGGAAUUGCUGAAUGAUUUCAUGAAUUGUAAAACAAAAACUCACACUUUAAUAACUGCAUUAAUGAAAAAAAAGCCUAAUCUGAAGAGUACAAGUGGUGUCUAUGAAAAGUUUGUACAUUAUGGAAUGGAACAAAUUAUAUUUAUAAAAUGAAGCGUACUUUUGCAUAAAGUGGUUAUCACAGUGAUUUUGUGAAGAAGUACACAUCUAGAACUGAUAAGAUAAAGGGGAUCAGUGAGUAAGUGAGUGAGUGAGUGAGUGAGUGAGUGAGUGAGUGAGUGAGUGAGUGAGUGAGUGAGUGAGUGAGUGAGUGAGUGAGUGAGUGAGUGAGUGAGUGAGU